UGACCCCAACCCCCACAACAUUUACAUUUACAUUUAAGUAAUUUAGCAGACACAACCCCUCUUCCCAUUUGACCAAUAAGAUGAGUAGAAAAAAGAUGCUUCUCUUGCUCGGCUUGCAAAAUUAUUUUGCAUCCCCUGACCUGCAAGUUUAGUAAUAUAAUCUGACAUUCACUAUUUCAGAAUCAGGUUCUCAACAGAUGCAUCGCCAUAGAAUACUGCAUGAAAAUAGACCAGAAACCAGGUCAUAAAAUAAUGGUACCAGUCCACUUUCAACAACUCUCUCUCUCUGGCCCAUUUAUGUGUAUCCUGAUCCCCUUGCUGUUUCCCCACAGUACAAGCAGAAGAAAAACCCUCUGUACAGUGUGCUGAAGGAGGAGACCAACUGGUUCAUGGACUGAUUUAACACCUACAUCAAUGACAAGCUCAGGGUUGACAAGGGCCUGCCUAGGGAAUGGGUGCUGGGUACUAGGUUUGGCUGUUGAAGAUUAACUGUAACCCAGUCCACCACACCAACUGCAAGGUCCUGAAGGAAGUGAUUCCCAGUACUGUUGAGGACACUUCAGUGCGGUGCAGAAGCUGUGGGGAUGGGUGCAGAUGGAGGCAAAUGGUACAGUAUAGUUAGUGUGAGGACUAGGGCCUGAGGGUGAAGGAAAGAGUUCUCGGUCUGUCUGGACUGGACUAGGCUGCAAGAGGAGAGGAGAGGGCUACCUGGUCAUGGGAUGCUGUAGUGUGACUCAGAGAGGAGCGCAUUCUGGGAUUGACGAGGUGGGCCCUGACGAGAUCGAGCUUCUGGAGAUUGACAACUCAGGGAUGUGGACUCUAGGAGAGAGCAGGCUUCAGCUCUCUGUGAGGAAUGGAAAAGACGGUCCAACCUCUCGCUACCCUUCAGUGAGACACCUCGAUCAGGAGAUUGUGCUAUGGGGCAGGAGCAGAGAGGAGCUAUACCACAGCAUAUACAACCAGCCCAUCCGUGAUUGGGAGGGCCAGCCUGCACACAUGUAUGGAGAGAUAGUGCACUCCUCCCGUGUGUCUCUCCACAACAGCUACACACAGGAGACAAGUGAACACUAUCUGGUGCUGUUCUCCUUCCACUUAUUGAUUCUAUAUGUGGAUCCCUCUCGUCAAGACUUUAUCUACGAGGGCAUCCUGCCUCUCUCUGGACUGUCUUUCCAAGCCACCUCACUGGACUCCAACAAGCAACACAUAUUCCAGAUCAGUGGUCCAAUGGUGGACUCCAAAGUCUUCACCUGUGCCAGUGCAGCCGAGCUGAACAAAUGGAUACACCACAUGGAGGAGAGGAGAUACAAAUCCAUUAGCCAACCGCUAAGCCCCUCCAGCUGUGCGCUGUCUUACCUGGUACCCUGCGAUGAGAACUGGAAGAAAGAGGAACUGAAAAAGUAUUUACUGCAAGCCCCAAUAAGGCACUGGGAAGGGGCCCCCAUCCAGCACAUGGGCCAGCCAGGAUACAUAUCCAUGGUCCGCAUCUUCAAUACACAGAGACAGGGACUUCAUGAGCGGCUACUCGUACUCUUCCCUCAAGAUGUCCUCCUGCUCUCUGUGGAUAACGAGCGCCUCAGUGUGAAAUAUGAGGGUAAAUUGUCUCGGAAAAGCAUCGCAGCCGUGGAGAGGUCUGCAUUACCUGGGAGGCUGGAAUUUGAGUUAACAGGUGAACUGAUGGAGCCGCUGCAGGUAUCCUGCACCUGUCCUGAAGACUAUCAGAACUGGAUCUUCCAGCUACAACAGCUGGAAAAAAAACUCCAAGCUACCUCAAACCACACGGCUCCACCCCUCAUGCCGAAAAAACUGUGGAGCAGGAAGGAGUCCCGGGAACCAAUGACAGUAGCACAAGACUGAGACUCACUGGCCAAUGGCCUCACUCAAUAGAAGACUCAUGCCUCUUUUCAUCAAUAGACACUGAAAUUGUGGAUAGCAUGUACUGUAUACAGUGUAUAUGCAUACAUUAUUCAGUCGGGUACAAUGAAAUGAAGAGAUUCUGGUGAAAUUUCUUAUGCUGUAGGUUACUGUCUGUAGAACUCUGCUUCACUAGUGACAGUAAUAGCAAUGGAUAGGCUAAAUUGGGAGUAUAUUUUUAGUGCACUGAUCUUACAAUAUUUUUCGUCAAAUCGCUAUUUAAACCAAAAUAGAAAAUGUAGUGCUGUUCAUGACCUUUUCCAUAUUUUCUAUUAGGUUGUUCUUGAUACUGUAUGUACAAACUCAAUAAAAACUUUUUUUUCAUCACUA
Messenger RNA from Oncorhynchus nerka (sockeye salmon), 2241 nucleotides. RefSeq names its product probable pleckstrin homology domain-containing family N member 1. The transcript is spliced from 13 exons. NCBI's taxonomy places the organism in Eukaryota, Metazoa, Chordata, Actinopteri, Salmoniformes, Salmonidae. Gene Ontology annotation, cellular component: lamellipodium; cytoplasm. The coding region runs from base 715 to 1854 and encodes 379 amino acids. The record is from RefSeq and is a predicted model, not a curated record. Gene Ontology annotation, molecular function: guanyl-nucleotide exchange factor activity. Gene Ontology annotation, biological process: lamellipodium assembly.